Nerophis lumbriciformis (worm pipefish) is the source of this 3367-nucleotide messenger RNA. RefSeq names its product growth arrest-specific protein 7-like. The record is from RefSeq and is a predicted model, not a curated record. Gene Ontology annotation, biological process: clathrin-dependent endocytosis; neuron projection morphogenesis; clathrin coat assembly. Gene Ontology annotation, molecular function: protein binding. Gene Ontology annotation, cellular component: clathrin-coated vesicle; plasma membrane; clathrin-coated pit. NCBI's taxonomy places the organism in Eukaryota, Metazoa, Chordata, Actinopteri, Syngnathiformes, Syngnathidae.
CUGGCGGAGCAGAACCGCGAGGGGCGUGCAGGCAUAGACCUGUUCAACUACUUUACUCAAGUUUCGGGGGGGAAAACAGUUGUUUGUGUAGAUUCUUUUAUUCAGUACGAGCGGUGGGAUUUUACAGACCGACUUAGUACAGAAGUUCGGCGGACGAUGUCUGGAUCAUAUUGCAAAAGUUUGUACCCGUUCAGCGCGGAGCAGCACCAGCAGGGGCUGAGCUUCGAUGCCGGGGAGAUGAUCAAGGUGGUGCAGUCUCCGCCUGGAGGAUGGUGGGAAGGAGAGAAAGAUGGAGCGAGAGGAUGGUUUCCUUCAAGUUAUGUCCAGGUGUUCGAGAGAACAGCAUCGCUGAGUCAGCUUCCUGUGGAGGACAUAAAAGACCCUCUGCCUCCUCACUGGAAGUGCUACAUGUCUCCACAAGGGCGGCGAUACUAUGUCAACACUACAAACAACGAGACAACAUGGGAGAGACCGUCCAGUGUACCCGGGACUCCAAAAUCCUCCUUGCGCCACAAGAGCUCCUUACAAGCAGUGAAUGGAGUGAAUGGUGGGAGUUUGGAACAUCCACACAACAGUCUGAUCCGGAAAAGCAGUACAGAACCACAGUGUCCGGGAUCAACGUCGCCCACCAGGAAACAGAACAAGGAGACCACAGUGACGAUUAAUUGUGUGACUUUCCCUCUGCCUGCCUCCAUGCCAGAACAGCAGCUGCUUAAGCCAAAUGAAUGGAGUUACUGUGACUACUUUUGGACUGAUAAGAAGGAUGCCCAGUGCAAUUAUUACAUCACUGGGUUUGAAGUGUUAGUGCAGAAGCAGUUCAAAGGGAAACAGAUGCAGAAAGAGAUGGCUGAGUUUGUCCGAGAGAGGAUAAAAAUAGAGGAGGAGUACGCCAAGAAUCUUUCCAAACUUUCCCAGAUCCCUCUUGCGAGCCAGGAAGAAGGGACUCUUGGGGAUGCUUGGGCCCAGUUGAAGAAGAGUCUGGCGGAUGAAGCGGAGGUUCACCUGAAGUUCUCCUCCAAACUCCAGAGUGAAGUGGAAAAGCCUCUGCUGAGCUUCCGGGAAAACUUCAAGAAGGACAUGAAAAGGCUGGACCAUCAUAUUGCAGACUUGCGGAAGCAGCUGGUUGGUCGCUAUACUUUAGUGGAGAAGGCCCGUAAAGCUCUGGCUGACAGACAGAAGGAGUUGGAACUGAAAACACAGCAGCUGGAAUUGAAACUCAGUAACAAGAUUGAGGAAGACAUCAAGAAAGCUCGGAGGAAAUCCACACAAGCAGGAGAUGAGCUCAUGCGCUGUGUGGACCUGUACAACCAGUCCCAGUCCAAAUGGUUUGAGGAAAUGGUUACCACUAGUCUGGAGUUAGAGCGACUGGAGGUGGAGCGGGUGGAGAUGAUCCGGCAGCACCUGUGUCAGUACACCACUUUACGACAUGAGACAGACAUGUUCAAUCAAAGUACUAUGGAGCCGGUGGACCAGCUGCUGCAAUGUGUGGACCCGACCAAAGACCGAGCGGUGUGGGUGCAGGAGAACAAGACGGGAGACGUCCGGCCUGUGGACAUUGAGAUCUAAACUACUGUGGAGAGGACAAGCCUUCAUAUCUUGCACACUGACUUGAAGACAACAUGUCUUCCUGGACGUGGAUCUGCAUGUUGCGUCACUACAGCAGCCAUCAUCCACUUAAUGACUCCUGGAACAAAAAGGUGAUCUUUCACCUCCGAGUGAGAACCUGCUGAGGACGAUGAUGUCACUUCUGGGCUGAGAUUUACACGAGAACCAACGAAAUAGACAAAAGGACAUUUGUGUAUAUGUCGCGCUGCGUAAAUCUGCUGUUUGUUGUGCUUCUGCGCUGUGUGGAAAUUCUGACUUCAGACGCAAAACUUUUGAACAAAUGCUGCUAAGCAAAAUGCAUUAUUACCUAAAAGUAUUGCAUAACUGUUAACUCUUAUUCCACAUUUGUUACAGGUACACAUGAGGUAAUGAUGGCUGCAGCAAUUAACCACACAACUCUUUAAAUGAAGUUUUGACCUAUGAGCGUGAUUUAUUUUUAUAAAAGACUUUAUAGCCAAUUAUCGCCACUAUCACAACGAUCAUUGAGACAUAAUAUACAGUGAUGCCUAAAAAGUAACUUAUAAACAAGCAAAUGGUGCCUUUUUAUUCUUAUUUUGUUUUCACCUGAUUCCAGACAUAAUUGCAUUCCUUUAAUAAAACACAAAAAAAUGUAAACUAGUAUUUCUACUUGAUUUCCGUUUUAGUGAGUAAACAAUAACUUGAUAUAUAAAAUGUGAAAUUGUCUUUAAGGGCCUCUGGAUAAGACGUUAUCUCAGGGUUAGGUGAAAAAGGUAUUAAGUACAAAGGCAGUCGAGAAAUGUUCAUUCUAGUUGGUAAAAAAACAAAUAUUUAAAGUAAAUGAAAAGUGCAAUGGCUAAGUUGUGGUCAUGUGUGUCUUCAUCACACACCAACAAAAAAAAUCAUUCCAAAACCGACUGAAUGUUAUGUGUUCAAUUUGUACUUUAAAACAAAGAAAUCAAUGUAUUGCAAGGUGUGUAGCCAGGUCUGUAAAUGUGGGCUGUUUAAUGAUCAGAUUAAUAUAUUUUUGGGGGAAUGACUUUGUUUGAUUAGCCAAGUGUCAAUAUAGUGCAAUAAAAAGUCACACAAACAAGUUUAAGGGAACACCUUCAAUAGUUCAUUUCUUGUUGCAGUUCUUGAACAAAUAUACUGGAAGUGUUUUAAGGGGUUAAUUAUGCAAGUUUGAUAUGCAAUGUUAAGGCGAUGUGAAAUUAAAGACAGAACCCACAAAAAAAAUGUUUUUAAGUAAGUAAAAUGUCAGAUUAGUGGUUAAUGGGAUGUGAAUAUUAUUGACUCCUUUUUAAAUGCCUCCAUCUUACUGAUCAGAGGCAUAGUGGUCUACUGUACUUUGGUGUAUCAAUAUCUCAGCCUCCAAUGUUUUUAAACCGCUUAAUAGUUGGGACUGAGUCAACAGCACCCUGCUGGUCGUGUCCAAGUAGUGCACUUACAGUAAGAAGGAGAUUUACUGUACAUGGCCCCAUUUGUCACAGUUUACCUGACACAUGAAACAUGACGAAUUGGGGGGGUUGCACUAUCCACUUUAUCCGUCAGAUGGCUGUGGAAUGUUGAAUAUCCAAAAAUGUGUUUUGUGGCAAUUCCAACUUCGACCACAGCGUCAGUGGCUAUGUAGAGUGGCGCUUUCCAUAAUUUUCAGCAGACUGCAUUGCAAUACGAAUUUAAUUUUGUAAAAAGGCUAAAAAGAAAGUUCUACAUAUAUUUAAAGAGAAAGCUCUGUGUUUUUUUUUAUAUCAAUAUUAUACUUCAUUAAUGUUAUGUCAUACAACAAUAAAGUGUUCCAACAUUU